GUACGGUGUAGAUGUACUUCUGACUGUCCAUUACAAUAUAAUUUAUUUGAUAAUCAGGCCAUCCUCCCUGCCUCCCCACACUUUCUAUCCAAAUUCAAAUCCACGCCUACACACGCCUACACACAACUACACAAUAGUCUCACAAUAUUUCCCCUUCCACUUGCAGCACUGAUCUGCACAGUCCGACCACCUUCACAAUAAACAUCAACCACUUUCCCGUCGACAACUCGACCUUUUGCUUCCCGAUCCUUCUCAACUUCACUCCUCUGGCAUGUUCUGGUAGGACUGGUCAUGUCAAGGCCUUGCUCUCCAUCACCUCAUUUUCGUCAUACUGGACCUCUCAACUCUCACAAACCCCUCGAGUUCACUUCUCAGCCUCAACCUUUAGCACAAAUGGCACCCGUCGUUGCCGCCAGAUUACUCUAUGUUUCCAACUGGAAACUCAACUCAGAAUCAGCCAAGAAUGAACCGCGAUUAGGCAGACUUCUCGGCCACAUUGCCAUUUUUGAAAGCAGUCGCUCUUGCAUGGAGUCAAGUUCGGCCGAUCCGGAAUCAGAACUCAACGAACUGUCCUCAUAUCUGCAGGACCAUGUCCCUUCGUUCAGACAAUUCCAAGCCGCCAUCCAAGAACAAAUCUCCGCUAUGACAGACCUCGCAUCUCCUCCUCCCUACUCCAUCGUCGAUGAAUUCCAGAGCGAUGAGGAUGACAGUGAAGACGACGAUAGCAGCGAUGGCGAGUUGUGUCAUGAAGGUGAUUGGAGCGACGAUGACACUGCUGCCGAAAGCGAUGGCUCCCUGACAGACGCUGAAUGCUCUGAAGACCAAUCAGCAGAACCUUCGAGUCCCUUGUCUUCGUGUUCAGAGGAUGACGAUGCCGGCCUUUGGGCUGUCCGCCCACUCGCCACCCUUCUCAGUCGGGCAACUCUUAAGUGCUCAUAGCCAGGCGUGGUCAUAAGAGUCAAAAGUAUUUACGAGUAGGGCCGGAACCAAUGGGCAGUCUUGGCCACGUUUCAGCUUCGUAUUGCUUUCAGCCAAGCCACCGUCUCACUACUACGAGUACUCGUUACUAUCAAUGUGGGGUGUCUACGAUACGCUAUGCGUAGGAAAUUUGGACACACAAAACCUCACCACGCCAUGGAAUGGUUUGAAACUGAAGUUAUAAAAGCGUGGAGUUGGUGGAGGAAAGGUCACGUGGAGUCACGUGCAUGUGCAUCACCACGUUGGGAAUCUUAAGAGAUUUUUAUAAUACCCCAGGGGGCGUUUUGUGUAUAACAUGUAUAUAUAUCCCAAAGUGGGUUGUAUGUUAAUUGAAUUGUUGGAUCAAA
Messenger RNA from Exophiala mesophila, 1325 nucleotides. RefSeq lists its product as uncharacterized. The record is from RefSeq and is a predicted model, not a curated record. Bases 292 to 939 code for a protein of 215 amino acids. The transcript has a single exon. NCBI's taxonomy places the organism in Eukaryota, Fungi, Ascomycota, Eurotiomycetes, Chaetothyriales, Herpotrichiellaceae.